This is a messenger RNA of Oreochromis aureus, 1074 nucleotides long. RefSeq names its product natriuretic peptide C (gene nppc). Gene Ontology annotation, molecular function: hormone activity; hormone receptor binding. Bases 120 to 485 code for a protein of 121 amino acids. The record is from RefSeq and is a predicted model, not a curated record. Gene Ontology annotation, cellular component: extracellular region. Lineage: Eukaryota; Metazoa; Chordata; Actinopteri; Cichliformes; Cichlidae. Gene Ontology annotation, biological process: cGMP biosynthetic process; receptor guanylyl cyclase signaling pathway. The transcript is spliced from 3 exons.
GAGCUUUGGAGUAAAAAACGGACUCUCCUUGUGUUUAGAAGCUGAUUGGCUGAAGCUAACGUCCUUCGAUCUGAACUGCAGCGCAGAGGAAUCCCCGAACAACUGCUAGACUUGUCAAAAUGAACUUGUCAUACUUUGUAGCAUGUGGACUUAUGGUCACCUUACUUUCAGUGAGGAUGGGGGCAAAACCUUUAACUCAAGCGCAGCAGAAGUCUCUUAGAAGUUUGCUGGGCGAGGAGCUGGCGGAGUUUCUGGAGUCGGAGGAGAGGGAGAGACGGCUCGACGCUGUGCGCACUCGGAUACGCUUACUGCGCGAUUUACGGGUGGACACCCGGCCCAGAGGCAUGUUGGCUCGUCUCCUCAACGAUCAACCCCCAAACAGGAAACACAAAUCGGGAAGCAAGAAGGCUGGCUCCUCGUCACGGAGUGGCUGCUUCGGACACAAGAUGGACAGGAUAGGCACCAUCAGCGGCAUGGGAUGCUAGGGCUGGAGCAGCGCUGCAAUGAAUGAUCUCUGGACGAUGUGUUUGUUUGGAUGACAAAAGUUGAGUUUGUUCUUACCAGAAGGGGAAAAUAAAGAAAAACUCAUCAUGAUUGUUCUUUGGUACGAAAGUCACCAUGACCAGCAUAAACAAAGACUUGGAUGACAAUACUACAAAAUCCUAAUAUAGAUCUAUAUAUAUAUACAAUAAAUAUGCAGGUAUAUAUACAUAUAUACAGUACAUAUAUGUAUACCAUACAACAUGGUCAACAGAUACAAACACAGAUGCGUAGUACAACAUGGCGGACAAUGGUGUAAAAACUACAUACCGCAAAGCUGUAUAUUGUUGCUGCUGCUGCUGCUGUACAUUCAUGUACUUCAUCUUUCCCUGCAUAAAUGUAUUUAUGUUUAAAAUCUAUUUAUAUGUUUAUAAAAAAAAGAGAUAUUUAUAAAUAUGAAUUUUAUUUAUGUAACAUUUUGGAAAUGGAUGCAAACUGUAGGUCAAUUCUGUUUGUUGCCUUUUUUUUCCCAUUUGUCUCAAAUAGUUGUAAAUGUUUUCAAAAACGAUAAAACGGACAUUCCAUGUGCACUUA